CGGGCGGCGGCGGGGAAAGGCCGGUGCUGGCGGCGGGGCCGCCAGGGAUAUGCGGCAGCGGCUGUUCCCUGUGCUGAGCCGGGCUCUGCCGGGCUGGACGCGCCCCUGGGCCGCCCCGGCCUCGCGCUCCUUUCCUCAGGGCCGGCGGCGCAGCUCUCUCGGGUACGGUGCGAGUGCGGCGGGGCCGGGGCCGGGCCGCGGGUCCCGGGGCCGUGUGACCCGGGGCCGUGAGGCCGGAGAGCCCCCGCGGUGUUGUGUAAGAGGCGGCGGCGCGGCCGAGCGGGGGCACCUUGUGAGUCCAGGGGAGUGCCCGCCCUGCCCGAGUGCGGCCGGGAGCCGGGGCAGCCCGGGCCGCGGAGCGGGGCUGGCGCCGGAGCCUUCCGGGCAGGCAGUGGGCGAGAUGGGGGCGGCGGGGCCGUGUGUGCCGAGGAGGCCUGAGCCCUGCCUUGUGUCCUGCCUUGUGUCCUGCCUUGUGUCCUGCCUUGUGUCCUGCCUUGUGUCCUGCCUUGUGUCCUGCCUUGUGUCCUGCCUUGUGUCCUGCCUUGUGUCCUGCCUUGUGUCCUGCCUUGUGUCCUGCUCUGCCGCCCGGGAGAGUCCGGGCUGACGUGCUCCGGUGUUUGCAGCCGCACCUCCUUUGACAAAGCAGGCUUGGUCAUCAGCCGUGUGGCUUUCGUUGCCCGGGGGCUUGCUUUGUUGUUCUCCUUCCCUCUCAAAAAACCUCCAUGAACUGUUGUGUUACUUAACUUGCUAUGUCUUCCUAAGACAUAAUUAUGAAAAAAAAAAAAGAAAAGAAAAAAGUUUAAAAUCUUUCAGAAGAGACUGCUAUCAGUUACCCAGAGUUGAUGGGAGUGGCCUCCUCAGUUUCUGACGAGUUAUCUGGCACUGGCAUUGUGCGGGUUAGUUAUUGCGUGUUUGUGUCACCAGUGUCACCAGCUCCAGGGGAGAGAGCGCAGCUAACCUCGAUCAAGGGAGGAGCGGGCGCCAGGCUUAGCACAGCUCACUUUUAGAGGCGAUUUAAAGUUUCAGAAGGAGACAAACAACAAAAUGAACAAUCCAGCUAUUAAGAGAAUAACAAAUGAAAUUAUCAAAUCACCCGAGGAUAAACGAGAAUAUCGUGGACUGGAAUUGGCAAAUGGCAUUAAAGCUCUUCUCAUCAGUGACCCCACCACAGAUAAGUCCUCAGCAGCACUUGAUGUCCACAUAGGAUCCUUGUCUGAUCCCCCCAACAUUGCUGGGCUUAGUCAUUUUUGUGAGCAUAUGUUGUUCCUGGGAACCAAGAAAUAUCCAAAAGAAAAUGAGUACAGCCAAUUUCUAAGUGAGCAUGCUGGGAGCUCAAAUGCUUUCACGAGUGGUGAACAUACCAACUAUUACUUUGAUGUGUCACAUGAACAUCUAGAAGGUGCACUGGACAGAUUUGCCCAGUUUUUCCUGUGUCCCCUGUUUGAUGAAAGUUGCAAAGAUAGGGAAGUGAACGCUGUUGAUUCUGAGCAUGAGAAGAAUCUGAUGAAUGAUGCCUGGAGGUUGUUUCAAUUGGAGAAGGCUACUGGAAACCCCAACCAUCCCUUCAGUAAAUUUGGAACAGGGAACAAAUUCACUCUGGAAACUAGACCAACCCAAGAAGGAAUAGAUGUAAGGCAAGAGCUACUGAAGUUCCAUUCUACAUACUAUUCAUCAAAUUUAAUGGCUAUUUGUGUCUUAGGAAGAGAAUCCUUGGAUGAGCUGACUUGCUUAGUGGUAAAGUUAUUUUCAGAAGUAGAGAAUAAAAAUGUUCCUAUACCAGAGUUUCCUGAGCAUCCUUUCCAAGAAGAGCAUCUCCGGCAACUUUACAAAGUGGUGCCCAUUAAGGACAUCAGAAAUCUUUAUGUCACAUUUCCUAUACCAGACCUUCAGAAGUAUUACAAAUCAAACCCUGGCCAUUACCUUGGCCAUCUGAUUGGGCAUGAAGGCCCGGGGAGUCUUCUGUCAGAGCUUAAAGCCAAAGGAUGGGUAAAUACUCUUGUUGGAGGUCAGAAGGAAGGUGCUAGAGGUUUCAUGUUUUUCAUCAUUAACGUGGACUUGACAGAAGAAGGCCUUUUGCAUGUUGAAGAUAUUAUUUUGCACAUGUUUCAAUAUAUUCAAAAACUACGUACAGAAGGACCUCAAGAAUGGGUUUUCCAAGAGUGCAAGGAUCUAAAUGCUGUGGCAUUCAGAUUUAAGGAUAAGGAACGACCACGAGGUUACACAUCAAAGCUUGGAGGAAUGUUGCAUUAUUAUCCUAUAGAAGAAGUAUUGGCUGCUGAAUAUCUGCUUGAAGAAUUCAGGCCUGAUUUAAUAGAGAUGGUACUGGAUAAACUGAGACCAGAAAAUGUUCGAGUUGCAAUAGUUUCCAAGUCUUUUGAAGGAAAAACUGAUCGGACAGAAGAGUGGUAUGGAACACAGUACAAGCAAGAAGCAAUUUCUGAUGAAGUUAUUAAGAAAUGGCAAAAUGCUGACCUGAAUGGGAAAUUCAAGCUUCCAAUGAAGAAUGAGUUUAUUCCUACAAACUUUGAGAUUUUGCCAUUGGAAAAAGAUGCAACACAGUACCCUGCCCUUAUUAAGGACACUGCUAUGAGCAAACUAUGGUUCAAGCAAGACGACAAAUUUUUUUUGCCAAAAGCUUGUCUCAACUUUGAAUUUUUCAGCCCAUUUGCUUACGUGGAUCCCUUGCAUUGUAACAUGGCCUAUUUGUACCUUGAACUACUCAAAGACUCCCUCAACGAGUAUGCAUAUGCAGCAGAACUAGCUGGCUUGAACUAUGAUCUCCAAAAUACCAUCUAUGGGAUGUAUCUCUCUGUAAAAGGUUAUAACGACAAGCAACACAUCUUGCUCAAGAAGAUCAUUGAGAAAAUGGCGACUUUUGAGAUCGAUGAAAAGCGGUUUGAAAUCAUCAAGGAAGCGUACAUGAGAUCACUUAACAACUUCAGGGCUGAACAGCCUCACCAGCAUGCAAUGUAUUAUCUCCGACUCUUGAUGACAGAAGUUGCUUGGACCAAAGAUGAAUUAAAAGAAGCUCUAGAUGAUGUCACCCUUCCUCGUCUCAAGGCCUUCAUAGCACAGCUGUUGUCACGGUUACACAUUGAAGCUCUUCUCCAUGGCAAUAUAACAAAACAGGCUGCAUUAGGAAUUACGCAGAUGGUUGAGGACACUCUCAUUGAGCAUGCUCAUACAAAGCCACUCCUUCCCAGUCAGCUAGUGAGGUACAGAGAAGUGCAGCUUCCUGACAGAGGUUGGUUUGUAUAUCAACAGAGAAAUGAAGUUCAUAACAACUGUGGCAUUGAAAUAUAUUACCAGACAGACAUGCAGAGCACCUCUGAGAAUAUGUUUUUGGAGCUCUUCUGCCAGAUCAUCUCGGAGCCGUGCUUCAACACCCUGCGCACCCAGGAGCAGCUGGGUUACAUUGUGUUCAGUGGCCCACGUCGGGCUAAUGGCAUCCAAGGACUGCGAUUUAUUAUCCAAUCUGAAAAGCCACCACACUACUUAGAGAGCAGGGUUGAGGCGUUCCUAAAAACCAUGGAGAAGUGCAUAGAAGACAUGACAGAAGAGGCCUUCCAAAAACACAUCCAAGCUUUAGCAAUCCGUCGUCUAGACAAACCAAAGAAGCUGUCUGCAGAAUGUGCUAAAUACUGGGGAGAAAUCAUUUCCCAGCAGUAUAACUUUGACAGAGAUAACAUUGAAGUGGCUUAUCUAAAGACCCUGACCAAGGAUGACAUUAUACAGUUCUACAAGGUGCUGUUGGCAAUAGAUGCUCCCAGAAGACACAAGGUAUCAGUACACGUCCUUGCAAGGGAAAUGGAUUCCUGCCCUGUUGUUGGAGAAUUUCCAUGCCAAAAUGAUGUGAACCUGGCGCCAGCACCACCACUACCACAGCCAAGUGUGAUUGAAAACAUGACAGAAUUCAAGCGCAGUCUGCCGCUCUUCCCACUGGUGAAACCACAUAUCAAUUUCAUGGCUGCAAAACUGUGAAGAACCCCAAUGGAUGAAGAAAUGCAAAUGAUCAGUACUGACAUGGUUUCAGGGGACUUUGUGAUGAACAAAAUUAUUAAAGAUCGUUGGGAUAAAUGGUUCUGUUCAUUAUGAAAGUCCCGAAUUCCUUCUUGGUUCAUUUGACAUUAGCUGUGUGUUAGGGAUAGAGUAUAUAAAAAUCAGUUGUGGUCAUGUGUCAUUUAUAUUACAGACAGCCUGUUAAAAACCAAAAUCAACUGAAACAAUAAUAAUAAAAAACUCGUAGAUGCAGUAUAUUUUUAAAAUAACAUAUCCCUUCAGAUUUUCAUUUUGAUGAAAUAACCCUCCAGAGCAAACAAAGUUGCUUGAAAUGUGCUUGUUACUCCUGAAAAACACAGUUUUAGUAUCCCAGUAAUUAUUUUAUUGGGAAUUGGAGGGGGUGAGAUAAGUAAGUCCUUUUUGGGAUGGGGUCAACAAUUUUUCUUAAAAAUAGAGACUUUCACAUUUUUUUGAAGUGACAUGUUGAAUGAUACUUUUUUAAUUGAUCCUUAAUGUAACCAACAUAUUUUCUAUUUAAGUUUUAUGAAGACCAGUGGGGCUGAAAAAAAGGAAAUUUGACAACACAGUAAUAGGUGAGAGAAUUGUCUUAAUGCGAAUAAUUGAAGAUAAGGGCAUGAUUUUAAUCUUUCUAUACAAAUUUGGGGACGUUUUAUAUUAAAACUAGUAAAAUGCUGGAAACACUCUAUUAGUGCGUCUUAUUUUUGUUACCAAAAGUGUUGUCCCAGUCUCUUGAUACUGUCACCAUCCUGUUCAGUUUUACAGCAUUACUGUGAACUGUCCAUUUGGUAUAUUAGAUACUUCUAUUUGGUGUAAUUUUUUGUUUUCAGUUGCAUAUUUGCUAAUGGAGAACUCAGUCUUUUGCCUCGCCUGUUAUGUUGGGUCUCAGUCCAGCGAAGCACUCAUCAGUGCAAAUAUCUGAACACACACUAGUUGUGUACUCAAGAACAGGUGCUUGUCAGAUACAGGGGCUCUCUAAUGAGUCAGAUACAUCAUUAUUGGAUCCAUGUGUGGGUCCUUGUCCUUCGGGAGGGUUUGGGACAGUGCAGUGCUGGGCUAGCAGAGCUACAGCACAGUCUGUGCUUCAGGUUACAUCACAAAGGGUUUGCUCCUGCUUCUGGGAACAAGGCUGUGCAGAGCUCAGAAGGAUCAAUAACUAUGCUGAAAUAAUGUUUAUAUAUAUACAUAUAUAUAUUUCAUAAUGUAGUAAAAUGAUAAAGCAAUAUAAGGUGUCUCCUCCUCACGAACUUUACUGACUCCUGCAGAGUGUUCUUGUGCUUGGGACAGCACCCAAAUAGCAAAGGCGAGGAGCAUUAAGUUCUACCUCUGUAACACAUAAAAGAGAUGGCCCUUACUCAGACAGGAGAGAAUAUGUAAAGCACUGCAGAUACAAAAUCUGCUCAUCAGAGGUGUUAGUAAGGAUUUGCUUCUUACUAAAAGAGCGUGAAAGCAAUGCCCUGGUGUGACAGGCAUCUGUGUCAAACAUCAGAAUCCUGGUAUAGUCAGGAGGGCUGUUCUGUGAUUGAAUCAAUGUUGGUUCUGACAUUGGCUCUGAGGCCAAAUUAAUGAAUGCUUGACAGGGCAAGGGCCUGAAGUUGGGUUUGUUUGAGAGUCUUUUCUAACUGAAUAAAUAUGGUGCAUUUAAAAGUUGUUUUAAAGGUUAACGGUACAUGUUUCAGUAUCUUUUUAAUAAAUUUGGUGAGAGUUUGUGAUGUAACCUGUUGCCAAGGAAGGCCACUAACAUCUUUCAGCCUGAUGAAGAGAAAAAAAAUAAAUACAGACUAAACAAAACCAGUCAAGUUGUCUAUGCCCAUAUUUUUCAUGGAUCCUUCAUAUGAGGCUUUUUGCCCUCUUGCAUUUCACUUUUGUUUAUAGUUUUCCUUCAGUAAAAGUAUUUGUAUUAUAUAUAUUAAAACUUUUGACAACAUAUUAUAAAAGUAUAUUUUUUGGGAUUUAGUAUUUAAACAUGACACUCUUAUGGUGAAUACAAUGAAAUGGCUCCUAUUGUGUGUAAAAAUAAAUAAGUAUAUAUAUUCAUGGAAAUACUAUCAACUUUUAACAGAUGAUAUAAAUAAAUUGGAAUAGCAGUGUAUCUAACAGAAGCUCACAAAUCAUGUUUUCCAGAGGAAAAAAUGUAUACCUUCAAAAUUCUGUGACUGGAUGUGGAAACCCAUGUAGUUUUCCAACAACUCUUAAUUGCUUUUAAGUGUUCUCCAGCAUUUUACAGUUUCUGAGUUUGAUAUAGCAGUAAAUUUUGAUAAACUCAGGCAUACUAAUGGGUUCAUUUUAAUGGAUCCAAAGCUGCAGUGUCUACAAGCAAUAAAGAACUACCUAGAAUACACUGUAAUUCAAUUUUAGUGCUUGUUAAUUAGUUUAUGUAAGAAACCAUAAAUUAUUAUUACAUAACUGUAAUUUUUGCAAGUGCUAUUUUAAGCAAUUGAUGUGGAAUUGGGUGCAUGUGACACAGCCAGUAUGACAGAGUGCUAGAGUUAUUCUGUUUACAAUAAACAAUCUGAAUUUAAUGUUUGGAGUUCUUAAUUUGUUUCAUUUUAAUUUUUGCAUACUGGUAAUGUUACAUCUAUCAGUCUAUGCAUGUUUUUUACUAGACAUGUUAAAUGUGAUUUUCUGCUAUCCAGUUCAACUAGUUAGGCCAAAUAGCAUUGCUGCAGAAGUUUCAGAGGACGUCCCCAUGUGGCAUCCCACACCUCUUAGGUAGAUCCACUUCUGUUGCCCUCUAAGUGUAAGAAAACGUAGUAAUAUAAAGGUAGAAAUAUUUGCACAAGACAGAAUUUUAAUUAUCAAAUCCGAAACUGUACAUUUAAGGCAUGGCUGCAGCCAGACUGAAUCUCGCCUAGUGCAGCUUUACAGUGUUGCUUUUGAGAAAUUACUUUGCCUGGUCAUUUUCUUUAUUCUAUGCACACCAAAAGACCACGUUUGAAAAGGUUAGGAGAGUGUGAUUGUUAAAGUAGUAAAUCAUUUCAAUUCUGACAGCACAAAGAUCCAAGUCAGCAGGUCCUCCUGCUCUCCUGAGGGGUUCCUUGAAGUGGUCCAUGACAGUGAGCAGCACUAAGAGACAGGUUUUGUCCUUGGCAUUGGGAAGAGUGGCUGCUUCUCUCAGGGGAGAAGGAAAAUGCCAACAGCCCACCUGGAAAAUUACUUGUCCCCAACAGCAGGGCUUUGUUGACUCCUGGUUGUUAGGAGUUGGUGUAAAUCUUGACUUACUGACUUUAUUGUCUUGCAAAGAGUCAAGUUAUCCAAAUCUACUUUAACUAAUACUAUUAGCCAUACAAAAAAUGCCUGAGCUUGUUCAGAUUAUUUAAGUGCUUGGAUGUGAGCAGCCCUUAUUGAUAAUGUGUUCCACAGUGUAAUCAUAGCAUCUGGGGAAUGUGUUACACACCUUUUUAACAUCAUUUAUUAUUAUCUAGCUCUUGUUUUAAAACAGGAUCAGCAGAAUGUUACCUUUUCUCUCCUACUUAACUGGUUAGUAUGCUUUUACUGUAGGCCUGCUGUAAAGUGAAAAAACAUUAUCUUCUACAUUUUCAUACCUUUUUCCCAUGUUUUUUCAGUAUGUGACCAUUGAGCUGACAUGGUCAUCCACAGGGACACUGGGGCCUUUGCUUGAGUUCAUACCUAAUAUGAUAUUCAAAUCCAGCUCUGAAAUACUUGGUUUGCAAGUCAGUUUUUAAUACUGUUGCUAAUACAAGGCACCUCUGGGUAUUUUAAAGGCAGAAGAGAUCAGAAAGGCCCCUUUCGUACCUUGUAAUUUAAAAAGAAGGCUGGCCAAUGUAGAUCCUUCUGAAAGGCUUUUUAUUUGAAACAUUAUUAUUUACCAUUCAAAGAAUAUAAGUUACAGUAUGUGCUGUGGGUGGAAUAUAAUGGUAAUAGUGGGUGAAAUGUGAAUUGCAGUUCAAAGGAACAAAGUGUAUACGACCAAAAGCCCAGGAGAUUGUCACAUUUAAAUCAACUUAUUUGAACUCAAGCAUCUAAACAGAAUUUAAGACUGAAAGUAUUUAUGGCUUUCUAAAUUAACAUUUCUAACCCCAAGUGCAGCAAUAAAGGAUGUAGACAUCACACUGAUGAGCAGUUGCCACUGUUAAUUUUUUCAGACUGUGUCUUUAGUGGUGCAGUGCAAAAUUCCCAGUUUAGUUCCUUGGCUGUGCAAUGGAUGGGGGAAGAUACACAGCUCCAAAGUGCAAGGAAGUGACCAGGCUUAGCCUUUGGUCAGCUUCCUAUCCAGAAAGGAAAGCAAGGAAUUUGGUGCUUGUCCAGUGUCUACCAAAGGCAUGUAAAAUUUCACUGGAGCAGCAGCUGGAACUCAGGACCCUUUCCAGGGCUCCCCUCCAUCCACACACAGAACUGGGUGUCCUGUGGUGUGUGUGGGUUCACAGAUCUGCUCUGGUGGGGAACACUGACAAAGCACAGGUUCCACAGAGGGGAUGAGGAGGUCCUCAGCCCAUGUGGGUAACCUGCAAAGUGGGGAGAACAGGCUAGGGAAGAUUGUAAUAGAAAAUGGAAAUGAGGUUGAUGUUUUGUAACUUCAACUAACCACUGUGUUGUGUGUAGAAGAGCAUGUUUUAUGUGAAGUCUGUUUUAAAGGAUGAACUGCUGUGAUGGGAGAGAAAGAAGAGCUAUUUGUGAAUUCCAGGCAGAUGUAGGAAACCAAUACUAAAGCAUUUUACGUGGUUAAGGCUGAGUCAUUUCAGAGCAUGUGCAAAAAUGCUGUUGUGGGGUAUUGAAUGUAGAAAAUCUGGAUGUGCAAAUAUCAGUGAAAACGGAGGCAGCUCUUCGAAGAUGUAAAUUUUAGAUGUGAGGCCUUUUUCCAUACAGAGAUCUUAGAAAUUUCCAGAAUGGUACUAAAAAAGUGGUGCACUUGGCAAGGCAAUUUUGGAAAUAGUUUAAAACACCAGAAAUACCUAAACAUUUCACAGUAAUGGUGCUCAGAAAUGGUUCACUUAGUAUUUUUUAAACUUUCUAACUGGCUUUGGAAUGAAGUAAGGUUUAGCAGGACAAAUUUCAACCCAAGUGAUUAUUUGUGCAUGUAUGUGAAAGCCAGGGAAGUUCACAAGCUCAGUGCCCAUCAGUGCUCUGGAGUCAGUCAGCUGUCACUUUAUCCCAUUGUCAUUACAGUAACUUUCAGCCUGCUAACCUUCUGCAGGGCCAGAGGAAUGGAAGUGUUUUUAACAACCAAUUUCUUAGAACCCACUACUCCAAGUAAAGUUAUUUGUUUGACUGGGAGAUACCCAUAUCAUUCACUGGCACGUACCUAUUCUAUUAAGGGGGAAGUUCCAAGAGUCUGAAAAAAAUCUGUGUAAAGAAUUCUGUUCACAGAUUAUUUCCAGAUAAGAUCAUAGGAAGAGAAAGUAAUAAGUAAGUGACAAUUCUGUGGCAUUAAAUGUAUUUUAGGAGCACAGGAAUCUGUAUGUAUAACUGGAUCUGUCAUCUCCACAAGCUGAUUGUUUAGUUCUGCCACUCUGUGUGUCACCUUCCAAGGCAGAGACGGACGCUGCUCACCUCACCUUGUGUGACAUGUCCCUGGCCAAGGUGAGGUGAGCAGAUACUGCCACUGUCACACCAGCCCUGUGUGUCACUGGUGUCCCUCUAGCACUGGCACGCAGCGUGUGCAGACAGCAUGUGUGUGCCCUAGGAUAUUCUUUCUGUGAUUAGAGCUCAUCCUCUAAUCCUGGAAAGCUUUACCCAUGAAAUUAAACAAAGAUGGCACCUACAGUAUGUCCAAGCCUGGAGAGCCACCCUGGAGCUCAGCAAAGCGAGAAAUUUAAGCAAGUAAAACUAUUGCAGAAAUAAUUUGAAAGGAGGUGCUACUCAACUGCAGCAGGAGACAUCUGCUGAUGUAUGCACAACAUGAUUCUAUUGCUGUGAAUAAGCUAAGAAAAAUGUACCUUAUGCAGCCUUUUCCUGGAAGUAGGAAGAGUAGAAUAUUUAAGAGUGGAAUAGCUCGUAGGCUCUGUGUAAGUUGAAGAAUGCAUAUAUAAAGAAUGCUUGUAGUUUGGAUUGUCCACUUGAAUUUAAAUGUCAGUAAUUGUUAGUUUAAAGAUACUAUGAAUGUGAAAACGCAAAAGAUUGUAUUAAACUCAGUGUAUACAAAGUGUAAGUGAGCUGAGGUGCUGGCCCACACUGUGAGCCACUUCAUGAAAAUGUUGAAAUGGAAGAUAAUGCAUAUAAGCUGCAUGCCAUUUUGCACUUCUUGUCUGAUUAUCAUGUCUGUCUGUCAUGUCAUUGUGUAAAAACUAUAAAUUCCUGGGAAGAGGUCAUGUGUUACUGUGUGAACUGCCAAUGCACAACUGUGGCGCUGUAUAGCUAAGAAUAUGUGUUAGGCUUUUUUAAAUGUUGAAUUGAGUCAAUUGAGUUUUUGAGUUAAUUGAGUUAGUGUGAAGACCUUAAUUUCAGGACAACUUGUAGUGUCUAAACAGUCCUAAGUUUCUUUGAAAGCAAUAGAAUAAAAUUAUCAGAAUUUUUCAUUGACUUUAUCAGCUCUACAUUCUCUACCCAACAGACCAAAAAAAAAAAAAAAAAGGCAGUUGAGAUAAUUGAUAACUAAAUCCUGGCCUGACAGCUGGAGUAAAUGUGUUGCCUUGUAGUAUACUGAUAGCCCUAGAUAAUGAAGUAUGUAUAUCUUAACAAUGGUUUUGGCAUAAACUCUUGGCUAGUCAUUUAAAAUAAUCCUAAAUACUUUUGGAAUAGCUAGUAGUCCUGGAAGUCUUGUAACAUUCGUGUCUUUGUUUUGAUCUGAGAUGCCCAUACAAGAUAGAAAUAUUACACAAAUAUCUAUGUAGAGAGAUACAUUAUUUCUUGGAUAGAAGUAAUCAGAGUCCUCUAGUUUCAUAGGCUGUUGGGCUGAGCUUUAAUUUGACAGUGGUGUCACAGAGCUCUGUGACAGAGAUGUGUUAAAAAGAUGCCAGAGGAGCUGCCUUGCCAAUCCCCCAGAGCCACCGUACACCAUGCAAGCAAAACAAUAAUAUCUGUCUACUUUCGUGAAGUAUGCAUUUGUAGUGUAAUGAAUCUAGCACUUUUUCCUAAGCUGAAGUAAACUAUAUACCUUCUCAAAACUGUGUGGAAAGAUUUAAUAGAUCUGGUUGUCCAGCGGCUCAGCAGAGGCAAUUGUUUAGAAAAUGGGCUGGCGCUCAAAAUCAAAGCUGAGUGUGGAUUUAUGUGUGUGAUAAAUAAGACUGUAAGGGACAGCACAGUCAGCAAACUUAAACUAUUCUACUUAGGCUGGUGGGGAUUUCUGGUGUACUGAAGAUGCUGAGGUGCCCCCAGCAGCCGUACCAGAAAUGUCCUGGCAGCACCGUGCACAGUCCCGGUGCUCUGGUAUUGCAGGAGAGGGCCCCGUUUGGGGGGCUGGAAUGAGAACAGAGAGCUACAGCACCCACAGGCCCACAGCAGCUCAGCAGUGUUUGUGAUGUGUCCUCCUGGUCCUGAAAGUAAGAAUGGCCAAAGCUAUUGUGGGAGGAGAGCGAUCCUGCCUUUACUGGCCCUCUGCAAUCUCGGAUGCUUUGGGCAAGCUGUAAAGUUCUGUGCUUGAGCAUCAGCUACAUCAAAUCAAAUCUCAACAGGUCUUUCCUUUGGUUUGAUUUAAUGUCACAUGUUACUGCCUUUUUCUUGUCUAAAAGGAAGUUUAAUUAUAUCUCCUCUUUUGCAAUACUUAUAUUGCAUUAAUUAGUGCUAUUUCCAACCAGUUACCUGUGCCUGCAGGUAACAGAUGUGCGUAAGUAUUUGAAAUUGUCACAUUUAGUUCUUCAUCUUCAAAAUGAACACCAGAACUGAGUGUUUUACUUGUGGUGAUGCAAGAGAGGGAAAGACCUGAAGUAUGAAUUUUUGGGUCGCUUGUUGAGUCUUUAGAGCUGGCACUUCUAAAAAUAUUUUUGAAAGUCAAGUAGAAGUGACUUAUUAGACAGUAAAUUUUGAACUCUUUAGUGCCAUUUGGUAAUAAAUAAAGAAGCAGGACUGUAGGCCUAAAUUUUCAGAGGAACGUUCAUGAUGUAGUUGUACAUAUUCAAUAAUUACUUCCUGCUGUUUGACCAGGCUAGGGUAGGGGAAGACCAGUAAAGGAAGAGUUAAUUUUUUGGGGUUGGGAGGUUUUUUUGUUAGAUUUUCUUAUAUGUUUCAAAGUUCAAAAUAUGCUAUGCAAGAAACUAAGUAAAAUUUAAUAUCUUAAUUUUUAGAAAGUGUAAAGUUUUUAAACAGUUAUAUUUUAAUUUUUUAAUGAGAAGCUUAAUUUUCGUUGCUUGGAAAACAGCAUAUACUUCAGAGUAAAAACGUCAGCCUAAAUGAUUUACCAUGAAACAAGAAGCUUUUGUGGUACCUUUCUUUCACACUGUAAUUAAAAUUCUUCUUGGUGCUAUACGAUACAA
This is a messenger RNA of Prinia subflava (tawny-flanked prinia), 12386 nucleotides long. RefSeq names its product insulin degrading enzyme (gene IDE). The transcript has 25 exons. Lineage: Eukaryota; Metazoa; Chordata; Aves; Passeriformes; Cisticolidae. Gene Ontology annotation, biological process: peptide catabolic process; hormone catabolic process; amyloid-beta metabolic process. Gene Ontology annotation, molecular function: metal ion binding; metalloendopeptidase activity. The coding region runs from base 1045 to 3981 and encodes 978 amino acids. Gene Ontology annotation, cellular component: peroxisomal matrix; cytosol; mitochondrion. The record is from RefSeq and is a predicted model, not a curated record.